AUGGGUCUCAUCAGUCGCACUCUCAAGAUUUCUGCCGCGGGUACGGUCGCCUCCAUCGGUGUCUUCUUCGGCGCCACGCGCAAUGACGUCUUCCAGCCCAUGGACUCCUCCGAUCCCAUCUUCUCCUCGCCUUUCUUCCAAAAAUAUAACCCCAACCGCAACCCCACCCUGCAUGAUGUCUGCGUCCGUCGAAUUGAGCUUUCCAAGAUCGAGCCCUCCCUGUUGGAGAAGAAGGGCAAGCUAGUCGAGGCCUUUUGCGCCGGUGUCUGGGGCGGCAUGGGAUACAUGGCUCAACGCGCAUACUUCGCCAAUAAAUACCAAGGCCCCGAGACGGCCACCCACCUCUGGGAUCGCAAGGACCUCCUCUCCAACACCUACGAGGUCGGCACCGUGAUCACCGACCACUUCGAAGUCCUCGAGAAGACCGACGAAUCUAUCACCGUCCGCUGUGGCGAUACCCCCCGACACCCCGACAUCCGCAAAUCCGACGGUCUCUUCGAAAUCUCCGCCGUGGUCAAGCAGGAGGAAGGCAUCGCGGAGUUCAAGCUGAAGAGCUGCUUCUACCAGGGCGAGGGCAAGGCUGAGGGUUCUCCAAUGGGUCCCGUUAUGACUUGGUUGCAUCAGCAAUAUACCAAGCUCUGGAUGGAGACUGCUAUUCUGAAGAAUGUUGUGAAAUAA
Messenger RNA from Penicillium waksmanii, 678 nucleotides. RefSeq lists its product as uncharacterized. The coding region runs from base 1 to 678 and encodes 225 amino acids. NCBI's taxonomy places the organism in Eukaryota, Fungi, Ascomycota, Eurotiomycetes, Eurotiales, Aspergillaceae. The transcript has 2 exons. The record is from RefSeq and is a predicted model, not a curated record.